AUGGGAAACUGCAACUUUGUUUUCACUGCUUCUUGGAGAUCUUUCCUGCUCUGGGAGAUUAAUUUCAUCGUCUAUUUCUCAUUCUACAUGUAUUUUGAAUUGGGUCUGCCAAUGCCAUUGCUGGUCAAAGCUUCACUCUUGCUGCAGAAUGUAGUGCCAGUUCUUUGCACAGAUCUAGAAGGGAACUUAUCAGAAGACGGCAAUUGUUAUUGGCGCAGCUAUUCUACUUGCUCUAUUUCUUGUUUGGAAUGCUAUCGUUCUUCGAACCACCACAGCUCCUGGUAUGGGAUCGGUAUUGGUGCUGUUUGGAGUUCUUCCAGCUGCAAUGUCCUGGAAAGAAAGGUAUUCAGAAUCAUCUCAGUUUCUAAAUAUUCCCCUACUGGUUUCUGGAGGAAGAAUCACCCUCUCACUUGUGAUUGGAGGUGCAAGGCUCGUUUAUUUCUGAAAUAA
Messenger RNA from Fraxinus pennsylvanica, 450 nucleotides. Lineage: Eukaryota; Viridiplantae; Streptophyta; Magnoliopsida; Lamiales; Oleaceae. The record is from the annotation of a GenBank genome assembly.